Pipistrellus nathusii (Nathusius's pipistrelle) is the source of this 1008-nucleotide messenger RNA. The record is from the annotation of a GenBank genome assembly. Lineage: Eukaryota; Metazoa; Chordata; Mammalia; Chiroptera; Vespertilionidae.
AUGAGCCGCGCGCGGGGGGCGCUGUGCCGGGCCUGCCUCGCGCUGGCCGCCGCCCUGGCCGCGCUGCUGCUGCUGCCGCUGCCGCUGCCCCGCGCGCCCGCCCCGGCCCGCGCCCCCGCGGCCGCGCCCGCCGCCGGCCCCGCGCGUCGCCUGCGGCCCGAGGACGUCUUCAUCGCCGUCAAGACGACGCGCCGGAACCACGGGCCGCGCCUGCGGCUGCUGCUGCGCACCUGGAUCUCCCGCGCCCGCCCGCAGACCUUCAUCUUCACCGACGGGGACGACCCGGACCUGCAGCUCCAGGCGGGCAGCCACGUGGUCAACACCAACUGCUCGGCCGCGCACACCCGCCAGGCGCUGUGCUGCAAGAUGGCGGUGGAGUACGACCAGUUCAUCGCGUCCGGGCGCAAGUGGUUCUGCCACGUGGACGACGACAACUACGUGAACCCCGAAGGCCUGAUGCAGCUGCUUUCCUCCUUCUCGCCCAGCCAGGACGUCUACCUGGGGAGGCCCAGCCUGGACCACCCCAUUGAGGCCACGGAGCGGGGCCACGGCGGCGGCACAGUGACCACGGUCAAGUUCUGGUUUGCCACUGGCGGGGCCGGCUUCUGCCUCAGCAGAGGCCUCGCCCUCAAGAUGAGCCCGUGGGCCAGCCUGGGCAGCUUCAUGAGCACGGCGGAGCGGGUGCGGCUGCCGGACGACUGCACGGUGGGCUACAUCGUGGAGGGGCUGCUGGGCGCCCGCCUGCGGCACAGCCGGCUCUUCCACUCGCACCUGGAGGACCUGCGCCGGCUGCCGCCCCACACGGUGCUCCGGCAGGUGACCUUGAGCUACGGGGGCCCUGAGAACCCACGGAACGUGGUGGGCGUGGCCGGAGCCUUCAGCCUGCAGCAGGACCCCACGCGGUUCAAGUCCGUCCACUGCCUCCUCUACCCAGACACGGACUGGUGUCCUGUGACCUCGCCUCUCAGUGACCCUCGACCCCUGACCCGGGGGGUGGCUGUGGGGUGA